This is a messenger RNA of Aureobasidium pullulans EXF-150, 1482 nucleotides long. RefSeq lists its product as uncharacterized. The transcript is spliced from 2 exons. NCBI's taxonomy places the organism in Eukaryota, Fungi, Ascomycota, Dothideomycetes, Dothideales, Saccotheciaceae. The record is from RefSeq and is a predicted model, not a curated record. The coding region runs from base 1 to 1482 and encodes 493 amino acids.
AUGUUCAGCCUUUUCAGCACCCUCAUCGCCAUGGGCUCUGCAUUCCAUGCACCCCUCUCAGCAACCCCCACAACCUCUCCCGCCCCCAUCAACUCCUCUGUCGCCAACUCAUUCGAUCCUAUGGAGAUCGACAGCAUCACUAUGCCUCAGGGCACUAAGCACAAUCUGUGCGAAGUGUACCAAGCAACGCAACUCGGCACCAGAAAGCGUGCCAGGGUCGGUGUCAGAGCCGUCCCUGCCGCUCAGAUGGUUGCCGAGGAGCGCCGAGACAGGAAGAUCAUGAGGGAGUGCAGAGCAAUCCUGGAUUCUUCGCCAGAGCACACAGCCCUUGUUACGACCGCGUUCAAGGCCUCAUCGAUGAGAGCGCUCUUCUUCCGCCACACCCCCAACCCAAUCUCCUUCGACUUCGAUAUCAUGAGCAGCGACCGCCCUAAUCGCCUCCCUAUCAGAGCCCGGUUUACCUCUGGGUCUAGGCCCUGGCAGCUUCCUGUGGAGGAGGUCAUGAUUGACGUUCCUGAAGCCGUGCUUCCCGUGGAGGAGGUCAUGAUUGACGCUCCUGAAGCUGUCGUCAAUGUUGUUACCCUGCCUCUACCUUCUCCAGCCGUCGAGGAGCCCAUGGCCGACGCACCACCUGAGAGUAUAUCCUCACCAAUCUCUCCUAACUCUCCACCCCUGUGCAACAACUCAGACUCGUCAUCCACAGCUCUCAGCUCAGACAACUCUACUCCAAGCAUCUGGUCGACCUUGGCCUCGACCUCGACCACUACCACCUCAGCAUCGGACUCCGGCCAGUUCCAGCCAUCUAACAACUGCCCCGAAGGCGAGGAUGACGGAACGAGCCUGUUCAUCCCGGAGAUAAGACAAGUCGUUGAGGGCAACAAGCAUCGUUCCUUAAAGCCAUGGAUGAACGGCAGUCUGCACGAUGCCCUCGAGGACGUGCUCAGGACUACGCAACCGCCCAAGCGAGGCGCCGCCAGGCAAGCAGCGAAGCCGAGCGGCAUCACGAAGAGAUCCACAGGCGUCGCGAAAAAGCAGAAGGCCAAGACCAACUGUCACCUGUCCUCCAAAAAGAAAUGCCUCUUCGAGGAAGAGACUGACACUGAGGACGAGCAGGAGGAGGGGCAGGAGAAGGAGAAUGAGCAAGAGGAGGAGCAGAGGGAGGUGGUCCAGCCAGACACCAUCUCUUCCCAGGUGGAGACUUUCCUUUCGGAAAUCUCUCCCGCGCCUACUGCGACCCAACCAUCACGCACUCCCACAACGCUGACUUUGAGACCUCCACCUACUGCGCGAUUUCCAUCCUGGAGCAAAAUCUCGAAGAACACGGUCAUCGCCGGCGCCUCGAAUGGGCCCAAGAAGUCCAAGGGUGCAACAACUGCCAGCGCUUCUGACGGCUUGUUUGCACGCGUGGCUGCAAAAGCCGCUGCCAAUAGCGGCGAGACCUAUGUUGAAGAGCCUCUCAUCGAUUACUACGAUGGAAUGUAA